Orbicella faveolata is the source of this 1497-nucleotide messenger RNA. Its product is annotated as UBX domain-containing protein 4-like. Lineage: Eukaryota; Metazoa; Cnidaria; Anthozoa; Scleractinia; Merulinidae. The record is from RefSeq and is a predicted model, not a curated record. Gene Ontology annotation, molecular function: protein binding. Gene Ontology annotation, cellular component: endoplasmic reticulum. Gene Ontology annotation, biological process: ERAD pathway.
UUGACUAACACGUACAGUGUGCUUGGAAAUUGCAAUUUUCUCGGAUUGAUUGUGUAUUGACGAAGCAAAACUGCUUUAAAAUAACAUGCAGUGGUUUACAGGAAGUAUUCCUGAAGCCAUUGGUGAGUCAAAGCGGAAGGGACUGGUAUUCAUCGUCUAUAUUGAAGGAGAUAAUGAGGACACACAGAAAAUGAAUGCAACAUGGGCAGAUCCAAAGGUACAUUUGUAUAACAUAUCUCAUGCGUGUGACUUACAAAAUGUUGGCGGGUGUAUCAUUAGUUUACAGUAUGUGCAAGAAUGUACACAUGACAUUUGUAAUCAUGUAAAUUCCUGUUCUCUUUUUUCUCCUAAUUAUUUUAGUGAUGACUGCAUACAGUUUUCCAAGCUUUACCCUAUUGUUUGUAUCCCAGCAACAUACUUUAUUGGUGAGAACGGUUUGCCGCUGGAAGUUGUAGGUGGGAGCCUUUCAGUUGAUGAGUUUCUUGUAAAGUCAAACAAGGCUUUAGAGGUAAAGAUUUACUUGAACAGAAAUGGGGAACUUAAGAAAAAAGAAUUUGAUAGACGUGAUUUAGGACAAGAACUCAGUAAAGCCAAGCGUGAUCGUGAAGAGAGGCAGGCACAUGAUAUUGUUAAUCAGAUCAAGGAAAACAGAGCCAAGGAACGAGCCCACAGAGAAGCCAUUCGGCCACAGAUUGCAAGGGACAGAGCUGAGCGAGAGGCCAGGAGGCAAAACGAGAUGCAAGAGAGGCAGUGUGCUCAGGCUGCGGCAGCAGCACCUUUAGGUGCCAUGAUGGGAAGCCAUGAACAGCAGGGUAGAAGUGAUUGGUAUGAACUUAAGAAAAAAGAAUUUGAUAGACGUGAUUUAGGACAAGAACUCAGUAAAGCCAAGCGUGAUCGUGAAGAGAGGCAGGCACAUGAUAUUGUUAAUCAGAUCAAGGAAAACAGAGCCAAGGAACGAGCCCACAGAGAAGCCAUUCGGCCACAGAUUGCAAGGGACAGAGCUGAGCGAGAGGCCAGGAGGCAAAACGAGAUGCAAGAGAGGCAGUGUGCUCAGGCUGCGGCAGCAGCACCUUUAGGUGCCAUGAUGGGAAGCCAUGAACAGCAGGGUAGAAGUGAUUGCACCCCUGCACGCCUCCAGUUUCAUCUUCCAGAUGGUAGUUCUGUAAUAAACACAUUUCCAGCAGAUUCAUCAUUGGAGACCAUCAGGCAGUAUAUCAUCACACAACUUGGACCCAACACCAGCUCAGUAACACUGUACACUACUUAUCCACGAUGGGAGCUUUCUGAUGAAGAUCGUGAAGAGUUGGGCCUGGCACCAAGUUUGACUCUAGUUGUUGCUUUGGUGAGUUUAGAGAUGCAGAUCCACUGAGUUAAGUUUUGCUUUGACAAAAACUUGAUCACUAACAUUGCUUUAUUUAAUUGAGAGGAAAUAUAUCAAUAAACUUACCCAUUCCUGUUCAUUGGACUCAGUUAAACGUUUUUUACACUAUUUGUGCA